AUGAAUCUUAUUGCACAUGAAGUAAAUGAAAACCAAAGGAGUAUUGAAGAAAUCUGCAUCUGCUGUGGCAGUUUCCAGAUUCAUACCCAGCAUCCCUUGUUUCACGGAGGAAUUUGUACUCCAUGUACGGAGAACUUUCUGGAAACAUUUUUCCUGUAUGAUGAGGAUGGCUUCCCAGCCUUUUGUACCAUCUGCUGCUCAGGGAAAACUCUGCUAAUGUGCGAUGAUCCAACUUGCAAUAGAUGCUAUUGUCUGGAGUGUCUGGAUGUCCUUGUAAGUCCUGGUACUGCAGAGAAAAUUAAAGCAAUGAAUACAUGGCUGUGUUUCAUGUGCCUCCCCUUGAGUUCAAAUGGUUUGCUGAAGAGGAAGAAGAGAUGGCGUGCAAAACUGAAGUGCUUCUACGAUCAGGAAUCUAACCAUCUUGAGAUUUAUCAGCCUUUAUCCCCAUGGGAUCGAAAGCCAAUCAAUGUUCUCUCCCUUUUUGAUAAUAUUACCACAGAGAUGAAAAAUCUUGGAUUUUUGGGCAGCAGCUUGGGGGAUGGCAGGCUGAUAUACUUAGAUGAUGUCACCAAUGUUCUGAGGACAGAUGUAAAAGGAUGGGGUCCUUUUGAUUUCAUAUUUGGUUCCACUCCUCCAGUUGGAAAUUCCUACGAACACCCUCCUGCUUGGUACUUCUAUCAAUAUCACCGCAUCCUACAAUACGGGAAACCCCUAGAGAGCAGUCAGAGGCCAUUCUUCUGGAUGUUUGUAGAUAAUCUGGUGCUGGAAAAAGAAGACAGAGAGACAGCUUCACGAUUCUUUAAGACGGAGGCAGUGACUAUCCACAGGGAACAUGCAGAAACUGUCCAGAAUGCUGUGAUCUUAUGGAGCAACAUACCAUCUCCACGUGGCACUAGUUCAGAGAAAGCUCCGAGUUAUAAUGCCAGUUAUUAUGACAUUGACGAAGAAUCCACUGCUGUAGAAUGUCCUGACACUUCUUACAACAUCUCAAAAUACACGUUUUUCACACCAUUCAAUGGAGUAAUCGCCUGUUGA
This is a messenger RNA of Chelonoidis abingdonii (Abingdon island giant tortoise), 1035 nucleotides long. RefSeq names its product DNA methyltransferase 3 like (gene DNMT3L). Gene Ontology annotation, cellular component: nucleus; cytoplasm. Lineage: Eukaryota; Metazoa; Chordata; Testudines; Testudinidae. Gene Ontology annotation, molecular function: enzyme activator activity. Gene Ontology annotation, biological process: negative regulation of DNA-templated transcription. The record is from RefSeq and is a predicted model, not a curated record.